AUGAGCUCCAGUCGUCGGACUACAAAUACUAUUUCUGCUACUGAUAGAACUGUACACGAGUUCAAGCGUCGCAUUAUGUUCCAGGUCUUCUGCGACCCAGGCAUGAGGGCAAUCGAGGACCGGUUUAUGGCAAAAAUCACUGAUUUCAUCGCCUUGCUUUGGGAUAAAGCCAAAAUGGGUCCGAAGCACCUCCGCCGCCAUGAGCGGUACUAG
Molecule: messenger RNA, 213 nt
Organism: Penicillium antarcticum
Lineage: Eukaryota; Fungi; Ascomycota; Eurotiomycetes; Eurotiales; Aspergillaceae
Product: cytochrome P450 monooxygenase
Exons: 1
Coding region: 1-213 (70 amino acids)
Source: RefSeq, a predicted model, not a curated record